This is a messenger RNA of Triplophysa dalaica, 2538 nucleotides long. Its product is annotated as gastrula zinc finger protein XlCGF7.1-like. Lineage: Eukaryota; Metazoa; Chordata; Actinopteri; Cypriniformes; Nemacheilidae. The transcript has 3 exons. The record is from RefSeq and is a predicted model, not a curated record. Bases 494 to 1357 code for a protein of 287 amino acids. Gene Ontology annotation, cellular component: nucleus.
UCAGGUGGUGGUAAACAUGGUUUUACUACAGUAACCAAGGUUUUUUAUUAUGGUUACUUUAUUUCGUGAGUGGAUAUGUCUUUUGAAUGUUGCCUAAAAUCUUUUUUUAAUCACCACGGACAAGUGCUCGUGUCUAAGAAAUAUUACGGUAACCCCAGGUCAAUCAAAGAUAGUGCGGCACUUAUCACUGUAUUUACGGUAAUAUCAGAAACAACACGGAAGCUGCGCUAACAGCGUGGAUUUCUACAAUGUUUGAGACGUGUUAUAUAAUGUAAGGUGACCAGACGUGAUUGUUCCCGGGACACCGCCUGCACAGGAUUUCAACUGCUUCCUCCGGAGGUCUGCUGGGUCUGCUCCUCGAUAAUAAUAUUAUCAGGAAUACUAAUACAGGAAUAAUUCAUAUUAUCCUACAAGUAAAGGGGCCACUGAAAGUGAUGAACUACUGAAUGAAGUUGAGGAGAAACGUCAGUGUCAGAAACCCCAGAAUCUUAUAAUGCUCAAAAUGUCUUCUGAUGGUUUACAGAAGAACAAGAUUUCCUUUUCGAAAAGAAAGCCACGAACCAAGGCAGGCAAGACUUUCACCUGCCCUCAGUGUGGAAAGAGUUUCAAGCGCAAAAGUCACCUUGAAGAUCACAUUAGAAUUCACACUGGAGAGCGGCGAUACACAUGUACUCAGUGCGGGAGGGGUUUCGGACAGAAAUCAAAUCUUGAGGCACAUAAGAGAAUCCACACCGGAGAGCGCCCGUACGCAUGUCUUCAGUGUGGAAUGAAUUUCACACAGAAAAGUCAUCACAUGGUGCACAUGAAAAUUCACACCGAAGAGCGUCAAUACGCGUGUCCUGAGUGCGGAAAGAGUUUCAAACGCAAAUAUCAUCUUGAGAUGCACAUGAGAAUACACUCUGAAGAGCGCCUGUAUGCAUGUCUUGAGUGUGAGAAGAGUUUCAAACGCAAAUCAACGCUUGAAGAGCACAUGAGAAUUCACACUGGAGAGCGCCCGUAUGUUUGUCCGCAGUGUGGAAGUGGUUUCGGACUGAAAUCAAAUUUCGAGGCACAUACGAGAAUUCACACCGGAGAGCGCCCGUACGCAUGUCUGCAGUGUGGAAAGAGUUUCACACAGAAAUGUCAUCUUAGGGUGCACGUGAAAAUUCACACUGAAGAGCGUCAAUACACAUGUCCUACGUGUGGAAAGAGCUUCAUACAGAAAUCAAAUUUUGAGAAACAUACGAGAAUUCACACUGGAGAGCAUCACUAUGCAUGUCCUCGGUGUGGAAAGAGUUUCAAACGCAAAUAUUAUUAUGAGAUGCACAUGAGAAGUCACACCGAAGAGAGCCAUUUUGAAGUGUUGUCCGAAUUCUGAGUAAACAACUAGUUCACUACUUUUUACCCACAAUGCAUUCUGAUUUGAGUGUACAUCCCAUGUUCUCUUUAAAAACAAAUACGAUAAACGUGACAAAUAAUGUAAAAAUGAACUUUACCAUUUUACAUAACAAUCCAAAAACAACACAUAAGCGUCAAGACUCAUCUCUACGACAGUGUUGUCAGAUGCAGGAUAUAUUACGUCAGUGUCACAAAUUGUUCACUCGUUCUCUUCCCCACGUAGUGGACUAUUAAGCAUUAGCUAUAAAGGGAAUAGUGAAUGAGUGAACAAGUGAGCAACGCUUUUGAUGAGCUGCCUCAGCUCUGUUUGUUAGGGGUUGGAGAUGAAAUCUUUAGGACGGUUGCAGACCCCUGGCCCAUACGCAUGUCCUCAGUGUGGAAGGAGUUUAAGACAGAAAGCUCAUCUUAAGGGGGACAUUACAAUUCACAGUAACAAGCGUUCAUGAACACGCUUUAAGCAUGGAAAGAGUUUUCACCAUCAAAUGUAGAUUUGCUGUUAAUUUCCUGACCAAGAUGAGCAGAAUUGAAUGUGUUUCUUUUCAGUUUUUGUCUUUUAAUUAUUUUUCUUAACUAUGUAACUGACUAUAGUUGCUUAUUUCUCUAUCGUGCCAUCCGGGUGAGUUCGGUUCAUCCUUCUGGUGAAAGAAGAAAUCGCUACAUUGUGCAUGUUGGCAACAAAAUAUGUGUAGUUACACAAUCCUUGUCUUUGAUUCUAUGCAGACAGGAGAUAAUGCAACAUGCACAUUAUUUUCUAAAGGCAUCAAAAGAAUGACAGACAUGUACCCCCAUUUUUCCAAUUGUCAUUACCUGUUGCAUUUUAUGAAGUGUGUGAUGACAUGCAACAGAUUUUAGCUUUAAUGUCCGUCAAUGGGAACAUUCUUUAUUACGCAAUUUAUGAGCCGUAACCUAAUUGAGUUACAGAUUAUCUUUUGCCACUUUGUAGAUCUCUAGAUGAAUUGCUUUACUCUUUGAAACUUCAGUUUUUAGAUACUUGACUCAAAUAGCAAUAUUCAGCUAUUGUAUGCUUUACUGCCACUUUGUUAAAUUGUUUUAAACAUUAUUGUUUCAUAUUUGCAGGAUUUUAUGAUUGUAUUACACUUUUCCCUUUUCUAUAAAGAAGUUUGUUUUUAAUCACACAAUAAAUUCAACAGUUUGACUUCA